AUGAGUCUCAAGUUUGCAGUUGUAUCAUUGAAGAGUCAGUUAAGGAAUAGAGCAGAAAUUGGUGGUAGUGAUGAGAAAAAUAAUAGGAAGGGAGGACCUAAAUCGAUAAUAUUACUCACG
Messenger RNA from Funneliformis caledonium, 120 nucleotides. NCBI's taxonomy places the organism in Eukaryota, Fungi, Glomeromycota, Glomeromycetes, Glomerales, Glomeraceae. The record is from the annotation of a GenBank genome assembly.